CACAUCACAGGCUGUAUUAAUUCAUAAAGGAACAUGUGCUGCUACGCCAAAGUCACCUCUCCAAGCACAGAGAUCACACACACCAGUCAAAUGAAAUCAGUCAUGUAUGUGCUGCCUUUUACAAGCCCCACAAUAACUCGUACUCAGAGUAGCAGCCUGUGAAUGGGACAAUGCCAGAGAGGAAACGCCUCUCUGUGUGUAUGUGCGUGUGUGACCUUAGCAACUCUGGCAAACUGUCAUCAUCAGUCAGAGCAGCGGACACUGAAAUACCUCCACCGGGACCUCCAGCGUCUGGUUUGGGAUACUUGGCAACCUUUUGUCAUCUCAGAAAAACUCAGAAUUGACCUCCUUCUGUUUCUCUUUUCUCGCUGGAUUUUCAUUUUUAAUGGUAAUGUGCGGAUUUAUGAUGGAGAAUUAAAAUGGUGAGGAAGAAAAAGCUGCUGGUGUUUGAAAUUUGUGGAAGCAUGAUGUGGGAUGGAUAAACAACAACAAAACUCUACUAUGGCCUCUAAUGACCCUGACCUUCCUGACCCCUAUGCUGACCCCCAGCCUGGUGACCUCAUUGAGAUCUUCAGACCGGCCUAUCAGCACUGGGCUCUCUACCUGGGAGACGGUUACAUCAUCAACUUGACUCCUGUCGAUGAGAGUGCAGCAGCCGCCAUGUCCAGUGUGAAGUCCGUCUUCAGCCGGAAAGCAGUGGUGCGCAUGCAGCUGCUGAAGGAGGUGGUGGGAAGUGACUCGUACCGUGUCAACAACAAGUACGACCACAACCACACGCCCCUGCCCAUCUGUGAAAUCAUCCAGCGAGCGCAAGUCCUCAUCGGCCAGGAGGUGUCCUAUGACCUGCUGGGGAGCAACUGCGAGCACUUUGUUACCCUCCUGCGCUACGGGGAGGGGGUAUCCGAGCAGGCCACACGGGCCAUUGGGGCCAUCAGUUUGGUGACGGCAGCAGCCAGUGCCUUCUCUGUCCUGGGACUGAUCAACACACGAUCCCGAAACAGGCCUUUCUGACAGCUGUGUGCUUCGCUGAAGGGUGUUGUCUCCCAACAUUCAUGCGGCUGCGAUUUCAAACAAAUUGAAUAAAGUAUUAAUG
Messenger RNA from Acanthopagrus latus (yellowfin seabream), 1093 nucleotides. It is a transcript of the gene plaat1, whose product is annotated as phospholipase A and acyltransferase 1. Gene Ontology annotation, cellular component: cytoplasm. The transcript is spliced from 5 exons. Gene Ontology annotation, molecular function: A2-type glycerophospholipase activity; glycerophospholipid phospholipase A1 activity. Bases 475 to 1011 code for a protein of 178 amino acids. The record is from RefSeq and is a predicted model, not a curated record. NCBI's taxonomy places the organism in Eukaryota, Metazoa, Chordata, Actinopteri, Spariformes, Sparidae. Gene Ontology annotation, biological process: N-acylphosphatidylethanolamine metabolic process.